UUGGAAUCAUCCGUCGUAUUCCGGUAGAAAAUAAUCGCCGAAUCGCUAUCUCCUCGGCCGUCGGGGACAUGGGAGAUGUGAAGAAGAAAUGGAGCGUUACGUACACGAAGCAUCUUAAGCAGAAGCGAAAAGUUUAUCAAGAUGGAUUCUUAGAGCUUCAAUCCUCCAGCCACAAGGUAAUGCUCUAUGAUGAUUGUGAGAAGCUGUUAGGCGUUAAGAUUUUGAAGAACGAUAAUGAUGUCAAACCAGGCGAAACACUGGCAUUUGAUUCUUACCUUGUUGAUAUUGGUGAUCCUCACGGUGAUUACAAACCUAUACCCAUAUUUAAUAGUACUAAACUGAUGAAAAAGGAAGUUCCUGAGGAAUCUGGGCUGUUGCAUUCUGGAAAAAGAUCAGCUGCUGCUGAUAAUAGGAAAUCUAAUCUGGGGAAAAGGAUAGCAUUGGCAAGUACUCUAAGCCCAUCACAAAAGAUUAUCAGAGAGUUCAAGAAGAAUGAAGUACAUAAAUAUAAUUCUUCUCCAAGUUUUCUUGACAUGACAAAGUCAAGCACAGAAGAAUGGCAGGUAUUGUACACAACACAAAUGACUCAAAAGUCAAAGAAAUUCCAUGAUGGAUUUUUACAACUUGUGAUGUCUAGCUCACAUUGCAAACAGAUCAUGCUGUAUGAUGCAACCAGGAGACUCCUUGAUAGCAGGUUUCUGAGAAAGAGCGAGAGCAUCAUGUCUGGCAACUCGGUAACAUUUGAUGGUCACUUAGUGGAGAUAGGAGAAUGUGAGGAGGACCAAAAUCCUCGACAGGACAUUAGUCCUCAAGGAAAACAUAUCAUGGAACUUGUGAAAAGAGGACCAAUACGUGGGGAAGUCACUGUCCACGAUAAGUUUGCCGCUGAAUGGGAUGUCAUGUAUACUACUCAAAUAACUCAGAGGGCAAAAAAGUACAGCAAUGGAAUCCUUAGAUUUUCAUCCUGUGGUUCCUACCAAUCUCAGGUUACUCUACUUACAGAAGACGGGAUCAUACUAUGCCGAAGGUUUCUCAAGUUAUCAGAACAUGUCACAACUGGAACUACACUGAAUCUGCCAAAUUACUUGGUUGAUGUUGGUGACAUAAGGACAAGUCCAGAAGGAAAACCUCAAAAUGGUGCUUCUUCCCAAGAGCAUGCACAACCUGACAUUAAAAUAUCUGGACUCGACAAAAUCAAAUUAAGUAGGAGAAUAUCCUCUAACAAGCCAAUUCCUAAUAGGGAACCUCAAAUUGGAGCUUGUUCACUGGAACAUGUGGAUUCGAAGACUGCAAGUGUUAACAACUCUACAAGUUGUCAGAUAUCCAAAACUAACUCUGUUCGUGCAGCCCACGAAAUCUUGUCCUUUCUUAGAAAACCCGUCACUUCGGAAGGUGCUGUCACAGUAAGGGACAACACAUAUGCAGAUGAAUGCCAACUACUGCAGUCAUCAAGUCUUGCUUGCAGUGUUGUUAAGAGUCAAACAGAGGAACAUCUGCCUCAAGGCAUCAAUGCUGAAGGUAGUUCACCAGAGCAUAGGGAAGAAGGAAUUAUCAUGGCGCACAUCUCAGAGAUGAAAGUUACUGAUGCAUUCCGAUCGGACGGCAUAUCCCAAUCAUUGGAUUGUUCCAACCAAAGAGUAUCUCAUACUCAUUCAUCAGGCUUGUCAGCAGGAUUAGCAGCAGCGGAUAUAUGGUCGUGUGAUAUAGAAUACGCUCUCACAGAGAGGUCCCCAACUGCGAAGCAGAAGCAUUUGGCUAUUCCCGAGUCAGACUCUAAGGGUCAAGCAGUUGAAAUACUCUGCCACGACAGGUCUAACAAAAUUUCAGAAAUCGAGGAAGUAUCUGAGUCAGUCUCUUACCAAGAUAAUCCUAGUGGCUCAAUGCCUGCAUUAACAGAUGUCUGCACCUUAACUCAUACGUCCAACAAGCCUUCUGCGGAUUACAAGCAGAUCGAUACCCAAUGGCAAGAGGGAUUUUCUGGUGUGAUCAGUGAUGCUUCAAAUGAUUCGGCUCCACAGUCCCCUUGUAUCUCAACUAAGAUAAAAUCUGAGCAUGACAUCAGUGCAAGCAAAAUGGAUGAUUUUCCGAGUUUUGAUCUUGGAUUUGACUAGGAUUAUUGUUAUUUCGUUCUUUUCCAUGUAUCAGCAAAGUACC
This is a messenger RNA of Solanum verrucosum, 2154 nucleotides long. RefSeq lists its product as uncharacterized. Bases 69 to 2111 code for a protein of 680 amino acids. NCBI's taxonomy places the organism in Eukaryota, Viridiplantae, Streptophyta, Magnoliopsida, Solanales, Solanaceae. Gene Ontology annotation, cellular component: site of double-strand break; nucleus. Gene Ontology annotation, biological process: double-strand break repair. The transcript has 14 exons. The record is from RefSeq and is a predicted model, not a curated record.